This is a messenger RNA of Debaryomyces hansenii CBS767, 1659 nucleotides long. It is a transcript of the gene CYB2, whose product is annotated as Cyb2p. Bases 1 to 1659 code for a protein of 552 amino acids. The transcript has a single exon. The record is from RefSeq and is a predicted model, not a curated record. Gene Ontology annotation, biological process: lactate metabolic process. NCBI's taxonomy places the organism in Eukaryota, Fungi, Ascomycota, Pichiomycetes, Serinales, Debaryomycetaceae. Gene Ontology annotation, molecular function: L-lactate dehydrogenase (cytochrome) activity; heme binding.
AUGAUUGACUACGAAGAGGUUCAGAAGCACAAUACUAAGGAAGAUUGCUGGGUUAUUAUCCAUAAUAAGGUGUACGAUGUUAGUGAUUUUGUUGACGAGCAUCCUGGGGGGUCUGCUGUAAUCUUGAAGUACGCUGGUAAGAAUGCUACGAAGGCGUUUGACCCAAUUCAUCCGCCAGACACUUUGACGAAGUAUUUGGCGCCUAAACACCACUUGGGAGAGGUGAGCAAGCCACCUCCGAAGAAGCAGACGAAGGCUGCGGGUGGAGCUAAAGCUCCACCCCCAACACCGGCCACAACUUCAGGUGACCUGCAGGUUGUGGAUGAGUUUGACGUUGAAUACGACGAACAGGAUGACAAGGCACCGAUUCCCGUACUGCAAGUGGUUCAACAAGAAGAUGAAGCGGAAGAAGAGGACGAAUACGAUGAUGAUGACGAUGAACCCCCUACAGAAGAAGAGUUAAACAGACGUCAAAUGGUCAAGAGAAAGCCAGAUCUUGGACAGAUCUAUAAUUUGAAUGACUUUGAGUUUGUUGCCAGACACACGAUGGAAAAAGUGGCCUGGGGAUACUAUUCGUCGGGAAGUGACGACGAAAUCACCCUUAGAGAUAAUCAUUUAUCAUACCAGCGUAUUCUCUUCAAGCCUAGAGUUAUGGUGGAUGUUACCAACAUCGAUCUUUCAACCACGAUGCUUGGUACAAAGACUUCGGUUCCAUUCUACAUCACGGCCACUGCGUUGGGUAAACUUGGUCACAAGGAUGGGGAAAAGGUCCUUACCAGAUCGGCUGCCAAACAGGAUGUCAUUCAGAUGAUCCCUACCUUAGCAUCGUGUUCAUUUGAUGAGAUUGUAGAUGAGGCCACUGACAAGCAAACUCAGUGGCUUCAAUUAUACGUUAAUUCUGACCGGGAGAUUUGUAAGGGCAUCGUCCAACAUGCCGAGAAACGAGGUAUUAAGGGCUUAUUUAUUACGGUAGAUGCACCACAAUUAGGUAGAAGGGAAAAGGAUAUGAGACUGAAAAAUGUGGAGGACUUGAGUCAUGUUCAAGGUGAAGGUGACGACGCCGACCGGUCCCAGGGGGCUGCAAGGGCAAUUUCGUCUUUCAUUGACACAGGCCUCAACUGGAAGGAUAUCAAGUGGUUCAGGUCAAUCACAAAGAUGCCAAUCAUCUUGAAGGGUGUACAAACAGUCGAGGACUCGUUAUUGGCCGUGGAACACGGUGUCGACGGUAUCGUCUUAUCGAACCACGGUGGCAGACAAUUGGAAUACUCCAAACCUCCUAUCGAAUUGUUAGCAGAGUUAAUGCCUAUCUUGAGAAAACGUAACCUUCACAACAAAUUGGAGGUAUACACCGACGGUGGGGUUCGUAGAGCCUCGGAUAUCUUAAAGGCCAUUUGUCUCGGUGCCAAGGGUGUGGGUAUUGGUAGACCUUUCCUCUAUGCCAUGUCUACAUACGGUGAUGACGGUGUCGUAAAGGCGAUCCAGAUCUUGAAGGACGAAAUGAUCAUGAAUAUGAGAUUAUUAGGAACCCCUACAAUUGACCGUUUGAACGAAAACUACGUUGAUACGAGAACUAUUUCGAGAUACGUGCCUGAAGAUAAGUUAUUUGGCAAGGUCUAUGAGCCUUUAGUCUCUCCUUUAUUCAAGGAUUCAAAGCUUUAG